AUGUCUGGGGCCGAGCUCCCCUCCCCGCGGUGCCUUCGCCCCUCUGGGCCGCCAAUAAACUCAUCCGGCGGAAGCAAGUCCUGGACCCGCCCCCCUUGGGCGGAGCUUGCGACUGCGGAGCGAGCCGGGCUUGCCGGCGCCUGUCGGAAGGUUUGCAAGUCGGUGUCUACUUGUGGCGUCCCUCCUGCUUCGUGCUUCGGCUCGGUGAGGGUUCCCCGGGUCCGCGCGCUCACCCUGCCCGCAGCUAGCCCCAGAAAAGACCGGGAACCCGGAAUUCGCCCCGCCUCGGUGACGGCUGCCCCACUGAGCGCCCUGGAGCUGCUGCUCAAAGACGUGCACCUGGGCCUGGCUCUGCCCGGCCAGGGUCCCGCCCGCCUGGCGCUCCUCUCCGGCCACUACCUUUACUAUCACUACGGCUGCGACGGCCUGGAUGACCGCGGCUGGGGAUGCGGCUACCGCACCCUGCAGACACUGUGCUCUUGGCCCGAGGGCCAGUCCUCGGGCGUGCCUGGGCUGGCAGCCAUACAGGCUGCCCUGGAGGACAUGGGCGACAAGCCCCCAGGGUUCCGGGACUCUCGGGAUUGGAUCGGCUGUGUAGAGGCCAGCCUCUGCCUGGAACACUUCGGAGGACCUCAGGGACGCCUAUGCCACGUGCCCCGUGGAGCCGGAAUUGUGGGAGAACUGGAGCGGCUCUAUUCCCACUUCCUGGAGGGCGGCGGCCCAGUAAUGGUGGGAGGGGACGCAGACGCUCAGUCCAAAGCCUUGCUGGGAGUCUGCGAGGGGCCAGGUAGGGACACCUAUGUCCUGACACUGGACCCACACUACUGGGGCACUCCGAAGAGCCGUAGUCAACUGCAAGCUGCUGGGUGGGUGGGCUGGCGAAGGGUAAGCAGCGUCUUUGAUUCCAAUUCCUUCUACAACCUGUGCUUGACCAGACGCACCUGAUCAACGCACCCAGCCUGCACUGUGAGAUAGGCACCUGUUACUUCUCACAGGUGCCCAGCAGACAAGUCUUUUCCAGCACCAAAAAUCUGGGACAGGGCAAUGACAGGCAGGUGGAUCUGAGUUCAAAGCCAGCCUGAAAUUCUAGGCUAGGCAGGGUUACAGAGAAAGAUACGGUUCUCAAAAUAAUAAUAAACUGGUAUAAUUCAGCUUACUAUGGUCCAGCCUGUGUCUGGGAAAAGGCAUACAGCACACAGUUAAGAGACACUACCGAAGUGCUUUUACUAGCAGGAAAAAUAACGUACAAAACAAUUCUCAGCUGAUGGGGUGAAGUAGUCGGGUAGAGAUGGUAACGAUGUAAAGAGGGCAAGAGGACGGCUCAAAAGAAAUCAACGUCAUCUGGGGCAUCCAGGUCCCGGUACUCCACGAUGGCCCUCGGGUCUCCUCGAACCAUCCUGGGAAAUAAAGGAGUGUGAUGAGACACAAGUCCCUGGUCAGAGGAGGGGAAGAAGCCUGGGUCCCUCUCCUUUCACGCUCACCUGUUCCGAGGUUUCCCAGGAUAUCCUUGGCCUCGAAACGCAUCAUAGUUCCCGCGGCCGGCACCAUAUGGAGCAUGGGGGUAUGGAGGCCCUCCUGUUGGGACUGCAGGGCGGACAGCACCAGCUAUGAGAAAGACCCGGGUUGAACUAAAAACUGACCUCAACCUCAGCCUAGCUAAGCUGUGUAACCCUCCUCAAACACCAAGGCCCUGCAUCGCCUUUCCAGACUCACCUCCAUAGCCCAAGAUGGGAGGCCGGGGCUGACCAUACGGCAUCAAGCCCUGUGGUGUCUGGUGUGGAUAGGGAAGUCCUGGGGUCAGGCCUGGGGGGAGUACAACAUGGACAGGAACAUGAAUUACUGCGGGGGAGGGAAGGGGGUGACAGGAAUUCUAGGAAUAGAGCCUGGGGAUUAGUGGGUAGACUUCUCAAGGACUAAGGACUCAAAGAAGAGAUGUGGCAGCCCCCAUGGAUCGUAUCUUACUCUGGGCAGGGCCAGGGGGCUGAGCCGGCUUGAUCUCGGGCAAAGCUGGGCGCUUGGCAUCUGUGAGGAAGUUGUUAAAAAAUGCCACCUCCUUCUUCACCUCUUCGAUCUUCUCUGCGUGUUUAUUGAAGAUGUGUUUGCGCACAAACUCAGGGCCCUGGGUGAGAGAGGAGGGGAUGAGGACAGAGCACACUGCAGUCCCUUCCCUCCAGUUCCCCACCUGGAAGGUCACAGGCCUCCUCCAGUCCUUUGGGGGUCCUGCUGCCCCCAGGCCACCUCCCAGUCCACCCACCAAUUCUCUUCACAUCCCAGACCUUGAAUUUCUUGCCACUGAGAGGACAUAGCCACUUAUCCUUGCCCAGUUCCUGCGUGUUGGAGGUGACAAACUUCUCUACUUCCUGCUCAGGGUCUUUGCGACCCAUCUUCUGGGCCUCUUCUUCAGAAAGGGAUUCGCGCACACUCAGCAGUGGAGUCAGUUUCUCCUCAAAUGUCUUCUGCCACUCCAGCACUGUGUGGAGGACAGGGCAGGAUGAGAGGGAGCUGGAAGCAGGGGUGAGGAGGGACAGAAGACAGACUUGGGGGAGCUGGAGUGUACCUUCUCCGUGACUGAUCCGGUUGGGAGGCAUGGGCCCCCGGACGUGGAUUAUGCCGCAGCGGUUAGGCAUCUCGUCCUCAUUGGGGUACUCACAAGUGUUGUAAUAAUCCAGAGAAUGCACAAUGCGCAGAUAGAGAAGGAGUUUAUCUAAGACCUGAGGGAGGGGACACACAAGGUCAGGACUCAGCCCUGCACCUCUGGCCAUACUACCCCAGGUGGUCAGAACCGGCACCUUGAUCAGCUUCUCAUCCCUCUCCACAUUGAUCUCUGCUGGAUUGCCUUCCUUGGGAGGUUCCUCAGGAGGGGGCCCUCCACUGCUCCCCAGAAGCUCCUCCUCCUCGGCACUCACUUCCUCAAUCAGGUAGUCAGUGAUGUUCUUCAGGAUGGGGUUUUGCGAGGGCAGACUCUAACAGGGAUGAGACGGCCAAUGAGGCGGAGAAAUCAACCCAGAA
Molecule: messenger RNA, 3009 nt
Organism: Peromyscus eremicus (cactus mouse)
Lineage: Eukaryota; Metazoa; Chordata; Mammalia; Rodentia; Cricetidae
Gene: Ufsp1
Product: UFM1 specific peptidase 1 (inactive)
Exons: 2
Coding region: 1-945 (314 amino acids)
Source: RefSeq, a predicted model, not a curated record